ACGUAGGGAGGAUCUGUCUCUACGUGACCGCGGACGGUAGACACCGCCAUGGCCCCUGUGCUGAGCAAGGACGCGGCGGACAUCGAGAGCAUCCUGGCUUUAAAUCCUCGCAUACAAACUCAUGCAACUCUGCGUUCCACUGUGGCCAAGAAAUUAGACAAGAAACAUUGGAAAAGAAAUGCUGACAAGAACUGCUUUAAUUGCGAGAAGCUGGAGAAUAAUUUUGAUGACAUCAAGCACACAACUCUUGGUGAGCGAGGCGCUCUCCGAGAAGCAAUGAGAUGCCUGAAAUGUGCAGAUGCCCCGUGUCAGAAGAGCUGUCCAACUAAUCUAGAUAUUAAAUCGUUCAUCACAAGUAUUGCAAACAAGAACUAUUAUGGAGCAGCUAAGAUGAUAUUUUCUGACAAUCCACUUGGUCUGACUUGCGGAAUGGUGUGUCCAACUUCUGACCUUUGUGUAGGUGGAUGCAAUUUAUAUGCCACGGAAGAGGGACCAAUUAAUAUUGGUGGAUUGCAGCAGUUUGCUACUGAGGUGUUCAAAGCAAUGAAAAUCCCACAGAUCCGAAAUCCUUCUCUGCCUCCUCCAGAAAAAAUGUCUGAAGCCUAUUCUGCAAAGAUUGCUCUUUUUGGUGCUGGGCCUGCAAGUAUAAGUUGUGCUUCUUUUUUGGCACGAUUGGGCUACUCUGACAUCACUAUAUUUGAAAAACAAGAAUAUGUUGGUGGCUUAAGUACUUCUGAAAUCCCUCAGUUCCGGCUGCCAUAUGAUGUAGUGAAUUUUGAGAUUGAACUUAUGAAGAACCUUGGUGUAAAGAUAAUGUGUGGUAAAAGCCUUUCAGUGAAUGAAAUGACUCUUAGCACUUUGAAAGAAGAAGGCUACAAAGCUGCUUUCAUUGGAAUAGGUUUGCCAGAACCCAAUAAAGACCAUAUCUUCAAAGGCCUGACGCAGGACCAGGGGUUUUACACAUCCAAAGACUUUUUGCCACUUGUCGCCAAAGGCAGUAAAGCAGGAAUGUGCGCCUGUCACUCUCCAUUGCCAUCGAUACGGGGAGUCGUGAUUGUACUUGGAGCUGGAGACACUGCCUUUGACUGUGCAACAUCUGCCUUACGUUGCGGAGCCCGCCGUGUGUUCAUCAUCUUCAGAAAAGGCUUUGUUAAUAUAAGAGCUGUCCCCGAGGAGAUGGAGCUUGCUAAGGAAGAAAAGUGUGAAUUUUUGCCUUUUCUAUCCCCACGGAAGGUUAUAGUAAAAGGUGGGAGAAUUGUUGCUAUGCAGUUUGUUCGGACAGAGCAAGAUGAAAUUGGAAAAUGGAAUGAGGAUGAAGACCAGAUCGUCCACCUGAAAGCCGAUGUGGUCAUCAGUGCCUUUGGUUCAGUUCUCAGUGACCCUAAAGUAAAAGAAGCUUUGAGCCCUAUAAAAUUUAACAGAUGGGAUCUCCCCAAAGUAGAUCCAGAAACUAUGCAAACCAGUGAACCAUGGGUGUUUGCAGGUGGUGAUGUUGUUGGCGUGGCUAACACCACAGUGGAAUCAGUGAAUGAUGGAAAGCAAGCUUCCUGGUAUAUGCACAGAUAUAUUCAGUCACAAUAUGGAGCUACAGUUUCUCCCAAGCCUGAACUACCGCUCUUUUACACUCCUAUUGAUCUGGUGGACAUUAGUGUGGAAAUGGCUGGAUUGAAGUUUAUAAAUCCCUUUGGUCUUGCUAGUGCAACUCCAGCUACCAGCACGUCAAUGAUUCGAAGAGCUUUUGAAGCUGGAUGGGGUUUUGCCCUAACCAAAACUUUCUCUCUUGAUAAGGACAUUGUGACAAAUGUUUCACCCAGAAUCAUCCGGGGGACCACCUCUGGCCCCAUGUAUGGCCCUGGACAAAGCUCCUUCCUAAAUAUUGAACUCAUCAGUGAGAAAACGGCUGCAUAUUGGUGUCAAAGUGUCACUGAACUAAAGGCUGACUUUCCAGACAAUAUUGUCAUUUCUAGCAUCAUGUGCAGUUACAACAAAAAUGACUGGAUGGAACUCUCCAAAAAGGCUGAGGCUUCUGGAGCAGAUGCCCUGGAGUUAAAUUUAUCGUGUCCACAUGGCAUGGGAGAAAGAGGAAUGGGCCUGGCCUGUGGGCAGGAUCCAGAGCUGGUGCGGAACAUCUGUCGCUGGGUUAGGCAAGCUGUUCAGAUUCCUUUUUUUGCCAAGUUGACCCCAAAUGUCACUGAUAUUGUAAGCAUCGCAAGAGCCGCAAAGGAAGGUGGUGCAGAUGGCGUUACAGCCACCAACACUGUCUCAGGCCUGAUGGGAUUAAAAGCUGAUGGCACACCUUGGCCAGCAGUGGGUAUUGGAAAGCGGACCACAUAUGGAGGAGUGUCCGGGACAGCGAUCAGACCUAUUGCUUUAAGAGCUGUGACCUCCAUUGCCCGUGCUUUACCUGGAUUUCCCAUUUUGGCCACUGGUGGAAUUGACUCAGCAGAAAGUGGACUUCAGUUUCUCCACAGUGGAGCUUCGGUCCUCCAGGUAUGUAGCGCUAUUCAGAACCAGGAUUUCACUGUGAUUGAAGACUACUGCACGGGCCUCAAAGCCCUGCUUUAUCUGAAAAGCAUUGAAGAACUGCAAAACUGGGAUGGGCAGAGUCCAGCCACUGUGAGUCACCAGAAAGGGAAACCAGUUCCACGUAUUGCUGAACUCACCGGAAAGAAACUGCCAAGUUUUGGACCUUAUCUUGAGCAGCGCAAGAAAAUCAUAGCAGAACACAAGAUUAGACUGAAAGAACAAAAUACAGCUUUCUCACUGCUUGAAAGAAACUAUUUUACCCCCCAAAAGCCUAUUCCUACCAUCAAGGAUGUAAUUGGAGAAGCACUGCAGUACCUCGGAACAUAUGGCGAACUGAGCAAUGUGGAACAAGUUGUGGCUAUGAUCGAUGAAGAAAUGUGUAUCAACUGCGGGAAAUGCUACAUGACCUGUAAUGACUCCGGCUACCAGGCUAUACAGUUUGAUCCGGAAACCCACCUGCCAACCGUUACUGACACUUGUACAGGCUGUACUCUGUGUCUCAGUGUCUGCCCUAUUAUUGACUGCAUCAAAAUGGUUUCCAGGACAACGCCUUAUAAGCCAAAGAGAGGCUUACCUUUAGCUGUGAAUCCGGUGUGUGAAGGGGAUUUGUGAAACAGUUGCUGUGAACUUUGAUGUCACCAACAUAUGCUGAUCUUUCAAAAUUGUGAUCAUUGUGUUCAGCUUUUUCCAAAUU
This is a messenger RNA of Cynocephalus volans (Philippine flying lemur), 3220 nucleotides long. It is a transcript of the gene DPYD, whose product is annotated as dihydropyrimidine dehydrogenase. Gene Ontology annotation, molecular function: iron-sulfur cluster binding; NADP binding; dihydropyrimidine dehydrogenase (NADP+) activity. The coding region runs from base 49 to 3138 and encodes 1029 amino acids. Gene Ontology annotation, cellular component: cytoplasm; cytosol. Gene Ontology annotation, biological process: thymine catabolic process; uracil catabolic process. Lineage: Eukaryota; Metazoa; Chordata; Mammalia; Dermoptera; Cynocephalidae. The record is from RefSeq and is a predicted model, not a curated record. The transcript is spliced from 23 exons.